AUGGACCUACCGUCCUGUCAGCAGUGCCGGGGACCAGCUGAUUGGCACUACACCGGUGAUCUACAUGCAACAGGUGCAUUUCGGCACCGAUGCAGGGAGUUUCAUGGCUGUGGCUCAGCAGAAUGGCACACUGGUGUGGGAGGUCACCACAGAGGGUCGAAUACGAUCGAGUCCCACAGUGGCGGAGAACAUCCUUUUUUCGGCUCUGGAGAUGGCAAAGUUCGUGCCCUCAACGCCAGAGGUGGUGUUCAAGUUUGGGAAUUUGAUGCCAAUGCGUCAGUCGAGACAUGUCCCACCGUCAACGAACGAUUGGGCAUGCUCUACUUCGGAGCUGACAAUGGUAUGAUGUACGCAGUUCACUUGGAGGAGGGCACGAAAAUCUGGGAGUUCCAAACGGAUGGCGCCGUGCGAUCGUCGGCCGCGUUGAGUCAGAACCAACGCUACAACCAGGUGUAUUUCGGCUCGGAUGAUGGAUUUAUCUAUUCCGUCAGCGAGAGUGAUGGUCGUUUAUCGUGGCGCUUCAAUGCAUCCGGUCCGGUGCGCACCGAACCCAUGCUGCAUUGGGAUCAGGUGCUCUUUGGGAGCGGCAGCGGCAUUUUCUACGCCCUCAGCGAGCGCCUGGGCACGGCCAACUGGGAAUUUGAUGCCAAGGCACCCAUCUACACCUCUGCAGCCGUACACCGAGGUUUUGUGUACUUUGGUUGCGAUGAUGGCAUGAUGUAUGCUUUGGACGAGAUGAAUGGCGCAGUCAUUUGGAGCUAUAAUGCCUUCAGUCCCAUCCGUUCCUCCAAAGCUCCGGCCCUUGAUGCUGGGCAGGUCUACUUUGGCACGGAAGCCGGGGUGCUGUAUGCCGUGUCGGAUCUCACGGGGGAGAAGUCCUGGGAAUUUCAAUCUGAUGGUCCCAUCAUUUCCGCCGUGGUGUGGUACUACGAUAUGAUCUACUUUGGGUCGGACAAGAUGUACCGGUUGAAGUCCAGCGGCAGAUUGGCCUCCAAAGAGGUGAUGGACUUUGAGAAGUUUUGUGACUUGCUGAAGGCAAACCACGUGGAUCUUGAGCGCUUUGGAAAGGGCACUGCAAAUACCCUCUCGCAGUUCUAUGAAACUGCAGUUCUCGAGGAGAAAUGCCUCCUGAAAGUCGAAGACAGCAGACUUUUUCGACUGGUGGAACUGGUGCGGAUCAACCUCCAUUUCCGCACCGAUGAGGGCCAUCAGCUCGAGCUUCGCAUCAAGUCGGAGGUGACAGCUGGUGGUCAGCUGCGAAAACGGAACCAGCCCCUGGCGGUGGUGCUUCGCAACAACGAGCACGGCCAGUGGGAACAAGCGGUCGAGCGCUGCCUGUGCACGAAGUUUGGGCUCAGUCCAGCUGCUCAAAAGGCCUGUUUCAACAUGCCCAAAGAUGCGUACACUUACCAGGAGACUCAAGGGAGCUCCGAGACUGUGCCUGGCAUUCCGACCAAAUACAAGACCCACACCAUUAAGAUGACGGUCAAGGACAGACAAAGAUCUGAAUUGACCAAAAUUGGUUUGCCUUCCGGGGACAACUUCACCACACAGGUCCAAGGUGUUCAGCACUGGACCUGGACCAGGGUAUCCAACAACAGUGAGGAGGAGCUGAUGACGCUGCUCCAGAGCUUCGGUGUCUCCGUGGAUCAGUUCACAUGGCAGAGCUUUGCGGAUCUCUAUGACGAGGUCUACGAGAAGAAGCAUUCGAAGCUGGAGCCAAUGGGAGGGGAACUCGUCAGGCGCGUCCGCAUCAUCAAAGUGUGGAUCUGGGCCAAUGUGCUGAAUUGUCGGCAUGCCCUGGUGCUCAGGAGCAAACAGCAGCACUCACGGAUGCAUAUCAUGACGCAGUUGCGUGUGCUCUCCAUGCGGAUCGCAGAAGACGAGAGAUGGCAGGAUGGCGUGACUCAAGCGCUGUCCGAGAAGCUGGGCAUCCACGAGUCGAUGCAGCGCGAAGGUUUGCACAUCAGCGAGGCAGCCAACAGACAAGAACUGGAAUAUUCGCGCAGUUUUCCUGGCCUAAAAACGAUGUACAAUAUCAACGAGGUGCAUGUGGAAGUGGUGAACCCGCAGGAUCAACGUUGGAACCACAUCGGUCUUCCUGCAGCGCACGAUUUCACCUUGAUGCGGCAGAAACAGAGCGGUGGAGAGAUCGACACCAUCGUCACGAGGUGGGGUUGGAUCAACUCCAGUGAGCUGGACGGAGAGUACGCUGUGAGGCAGUUCGCUUUGAUCUCCUCACCUUCUUGGAGUGACAACCGCACCUUCUACCAACGGAAGCGGAAGCAUCCGACCAUGAAGGAGCAGGUGAAGUUACCGCAACCACUGAGAGUGACUGGAGUCCACGAGCUGUUGAUCAGUCGGUUGAUGGAAGGAAAGACCACCAACUGGGAACUCGCCAAACGCUGUGCUGAGCAAAUUCGCUCCCCGGAGUACACCACCAGGCACUUCCACGACGACAUCACACAUGCCUUUCCAGAACUUCGGCUGUACUGCCUAGAGACGGAAGAGGAUUUGGACAUAUCCAAAUCAAUCUCAGCUGGAAUGACCAGUACGUCUGCGGGUCGUUCAACCUUCGAGGAGUACCAACGCACCAUUGGAGCAAUGUUUUGCAUCUUUUGGCUCAUGCGGCUGCACCUCGAUGGAAAGGAAUGCUUUAGCUUUGGAAUGAAGAAGGACUGGACACCGAAGACCGAGGAGGACUUCCAAUGCAACGGUCAGGAUAGUCAGGAGUUGAGCGUGGAGUACAAGAAACGCAAGGCCUUUUAUGACAAUGCCAACUGGGAUGGACUGGAAAAACUCUGCGUCGGUGCUGGGUUGUUGAAGAAGCAGAACGGGCCACACGAUCCUGAGAGGACCUUGGCCAUGCUGGUCCUCAUGAGCAUCCACGACCUCAUGAAACUGGACAGGCUGCGGCCUAUUUGCAGCGUCAAAAACUUCAACGGCUACAAAAAGGGUGAGCAGAUUGGAGAUCAUGACAUUGCUUUGAGUUAUGUUCUGGAGCACUUUCAGAAAGCACUGCCUUCAUUUGCUGGACUCUCAAAGAGUCAGCAGGACAGCAUUCGAUUUACCCACUGCAAGAUGGAUUACAACAUGGGUUGGUUGGUUCAAGCAGAGGCACCGCCAGGGAUCCUCUUCGGUGCUUUGCGCAAAGCCAUCAAAGGAGGACAAGAGACGAAAAAGUCACAAGAUGUGGCGUUCUAUUUUGUCCACUGGUUCGCCGACUUAGCUGGGGCGGAACCGUUCCCCAUGCAGGGCUGCGAGAAGUUCGUCCUCAAGUUCCCCCUGCCGGUGCUGACCAAUUUUAUAGAUUCGUUCCCGGUGGUGUGGAACCUUGGACCAAAGACUGAGACGCAGGUCUACCAGGACUACUUGGAGUGGCGUUGGGGCCGGGCGGACUGUAGCUUGGGCCCAGUGCCAUCGGAUCCCUUCCGCGUGGCCAAGAUGCGGCUGGUCGUCAUGAGCCAAGGCGAUGCCCUGGAGGUGCUACGAAGCUUCAGUGAUCUCCCGCCACGAGAUCAAGAGACCUUGGCGGAAGAGUUGACCGUUGUUCACCUCGCGGCGGCUUCUGAAAAGAAGCAAACCCCAGUCGUGCUGAUCCCGGGGAUGUGGCAUGGAACCUGGUACUUCCAAGCCCUUCAGCAGCUAUUGUCAGAGCAGGGUUUCGACAGCUACAUCUUGGAGUUACGCCCAGGGCGCUUAGUAUUCGCUUCAGAUCAUUUGCAAAUGAUCCAAGCCACACUUCAGAGUUUGUCGUUGAAAAACGUGGUCUUGUUGGGACAUAGUCAAGGAGGAAUCUUGGUGCAGAGGCUUCUUCGAGAUUUUGUUCCAAGACUUCCAGGUGAUUUUCUUCAUGCUGCAGUCCUCAGCGCAACUGUUCCAAUCAGUUCACUUGGAGCUGGUUUUGCCAUGAUGAAUCAUAAGACCAACGUGUUCAAAGAGUACGGUCUUGUGGCCUUCUACUUCUACCUCUUCACCGGGAGAAUUUGGGAUUCCUCGUUGGUGCAACGAUUAUUUUUGCUGCCAACCACUGAAUCCGUCUCAUUGGAAGGGGGCAAAGCACGCUAUGUGCAGCGGCUGCUGCAGGCUCCUUGCGACGGUUGGCCCACCACGGAGCAUCCGUUUUGGCUACGACCGCGCUUUCCCGUGAUGGCUGAGAAGCCUGUGCUGCUGCUGGGGGCAGAAGAAGACGUUAUUUAUCCACCCAGGUCUCUGAAUCCUUUCUUCCACAGCUACUUUCCACGAGCAUCAGAGAUCGUUGUGCCCGGACAGGAGAUCUUCCGCACCGCGCGGCAACUGUGGCCGUUGUCGGAAGACCAGCAGCUGGCAGACCAGACCACCAUCCUGCGUAUCGAUGCCUUGAAGGAGGGGAAGCAUCCAAUGGGAACGGGUGAGCUGAGUGCGCAAGAGAUCCUGGACAACCACAGCCAGGGCAAGUCUCACUACGCCAUCCUCCGCAACGGUCAAAAAGAUGGACAAAUUAGAUCGUUUUCUCCGGCCAAAGAAAAGCCGAAGGAACUCGAUGGCAGCGUCAAUAUCGACUUUGAUUCACUCCGCGAUCCUUGGCAAUCCUUGGUGCAGUGCAGGUGGAAGACGCCAAAGCAAGACUUCUGUAGCCUGGUCAGACCUGGUAGAAAUCAGUACAAUGUGACGGGCCUUUGCAACAAGAACUCGUGCCCCCUGGCAAACAGCCAAUAUGCAACCAUCAUCGAGGAAGAGGGCAUCAACUACCUCUACAUGAAAACAGUGGAGAGGGCCCAUUCACCUAAGAACUUGUGGGAAAGAGUGAAGUUGUCCAAGAAUUUCCUGCAAGCAUUGGAGCAGAUCAACAAACACCUAGAGUACUGGCCAGAUCGAGUAAUCAAUCGGUGCAAGCAACGACUCACCAAGAUGCGGCAGAUGUUGAUCAGGAUGCGAAAGCUGGCUCUGAAGGGUGGCCCCAAGCUCGUGCCCAUCAAGAAGAAGACUGAGAAGCGAGAAGCCACACGAGAACUGAAAGCAGAAACAGCUGCAAAAGUGGAUUUGGCUAUCGAGAGAGAGCUUCUUGAAAGAUUGAAACAGGGCACCUAUGGAGAUAUCUACAAUUUCCCCAAGAAACAGUUUGACAGCGUCAUGGACAAAGAUGCUGAGCAAGAAGAUGAGCAAGAACUUCUGGAGGAAGAUGAAAGUGACAUGGAAUUUGUGGAAGACUUGGGCGAAGAUGAUGAGGAAUGGGAACAUGACUUAGAAGACAAGGUGGAGGAAGUUGAGAUGGAGGGUGGUUUUGGGGCUGACCUGGAGGACAUGAGCGGCCCGUCCAAAAAGAAGAGGCGAAAGGGUCCCAGAUUGGAAGUGGAAUACGAGCAAGAGAUGGAUGCCAGAUAA
Molecule: messenger RNA, 5364 nt
Organism: Cladocopium goreaui
Lineage: Eukaryota; Dinophyceae; Suessiales; Symbiodiniaceae
Source: the annotation of a GenBank genome assembly